UCCUCAUUGCAAAUGUGGUUUCCGCUUUCGAGAUACGUUUACGGACAUUCGUUCUUUCCGCCUUCCAGGGCCGUUGCGCUGCACUGGAACACUUUCACACUGGGCGACCGAACUCAGCAGUCAGCGCACAGCGCCGCCGACGCCCCCUCGGCUCUUGUACGUAACCCGCAAUGGCGAGGCCCUCACGCCAAACCCUGGCCCCGCCGUCCGCGACCUCCCUCCGCCGCCUGUACGGACACUCGAAGCCGCCUCCUCCCCCGGCCUCGGCGUUCCGGAGAGCCGCGGCGGCGCUCCUCCUCGCCGCGGCCGUGGCGCUGCCCUGCGCCGUGCUGUACCGAGCCGUCGUGUCGAAUGCGCCUCCGCCGGUGCAGGUCGUGUGGGAUCGCUGGCCCUCGAGGGAGUGGGGCCCGCCACGAGCUCCGGUUGUGGUCCCCGAGCCCGAGGAGGACCGCGACCUCGACCCCAUUUCCGCCGACGAUCUGUGAAUAUCUCAAACUUGAGCAAGUUCUACAAGCGGCUUCUAUGGACAAUAAGACCAUUAUAUUGACGACGCUUAAUGCUGCAUGGUCUUCUCCAGGCUCAGUUAUAGAUCUUUUCAUUGAUAGCUUCCGGCAUGGUGUUAGAACUAGUUCACUACUGAAACACCUUGUGAUAAUAGCCUUCGACAGGAAAGCAUAUAGGCGAUGUACUGAGAUCCAUACCUACUGUUAUGCUCUUGUAACCGGUAAUGUGGACUUUUCUCAAGAGAAGAGGUUUCUGACUGCUGGGUAUCUGGAAAUGAUGUGGACAAGGCUGGAUUUCUUGCGCCUAGUUCUUGAAAAAGGUUACAGCUUCAUUUUCUCGGAUGCAGAUAUAAUGUGGUUUCGCAAUCCAUUUCCAUACUUUUACCCGGAUGGAGAUCUUCAGGUUGCAUGUGAUCACUAUGUAGGCAAUGCAACUGACUUGAGAAACAUAGCUAAUGGGGGGUUCAACUAUGUGAAGUCGAACAAUCAAAGCAUAGAGUUUUACAAGUUUUGGUAUUCUUCACGACUGAGAUACCCUGGUUAUCAUGACCAGGAUGUACUUAAUUUUAUUAAGCAUGAUCCUUACAUUAUGGAUAUUGGAUUAACCAUUAAGUUUUUAAGUACUACAUACUUUGGUGGUAUUUGUGAGCCAAGCAAAGAUUUAAAUGAGGUUUGCACAAUGCAUGCUAACUGUUGCAUUGGAUUGCAAAGCAAACUUCAUGAUUUAAGAAUCAUCAUGGAAGAUUGGAGGGAUUAUAUGUCUAUGCCACCAAGCUUAAAAACACCUGGGGCAUUCUCAUGGAGGGUACCACAAAAUUGCAGUCUUUCAUUGUUAAACCAGUGAGACAUGUUUUUGGAUGCAAAUGGUGUGGUAUAGUCAAACAUGUCAAUUUCUGAGAAUUUUGUUGGCAGCUGGAAAGAAAAAUGUACUUGAAAGGAAAAACCAGUGCAUGAGGAACUCCACCUUUUGUUUGAGAAAGACCCGGCUUAGCAGAUUAUAUCUUGAGGACUCUGCCAGUUGAUGCCUUCAUCAGUGUUAUGCAUCCUCUACUUUGGAAAAUAACCAACACGAAGGGAACAUUCCAAGUUCAAGGGUUGAAGGCAUCGGCACAGCAAAAGAUGAACUGGCUAUGACUUGAGGGGUGGAAUCCAUGACCAUGCAGAAUGACUGAAUGAGGGGUGGAAUGUUCAAUAGUGUACAGAGGGAGUAUUUCAUAUAUUACCAAAUCCUGUGAAUCAAGAGGUUCAAUACCGAGGAAGGAACUUCAGUUGAUAUCCACUAGAAAAUCGAAAUACCGAGGAAGGAUUUUUUUUUAACAGAACCGAGGAAGGAAUUUUAGUUGCUAUCCACUAGAAAAUGGAAACCAAUUGUAUGUCAUGCAAAAGAGAAGUGUUUUAGGCUGCUAGCUAUUUUGACCUCAUUAAUUGUUAAACACAAACCCAUUGAGGCAAGGAAAUAUACAAAUUGUAGCUGGUAGAAUCAUGCAAAUUUGAGAAAGUUCAAGUUUAAGUUGUUCGAAUGAGAGUUUUCCUUAUUGGUAAACUUUGAUUUCAUUUAGGCAAACAGAACCAGGACUACCAACAACACAGAAACUGUAAAACCGCAUGUCCUACAGGAGGUAAAUUUGUAUUUGUGACUUUUUAAAUAGUAUAUCAUUCUUUUUUUAAAAUAUGAUUUCACAUUUGGUUUGAUCCUAUGAAUUCAACUCAAGUGCAAAAAAAAUUCCAUGAUUACAAAUUCUAAAAG
Messenger RNA from Triticum dicoccoides, 2250 nucleotides. RefSeq lists its product as uncharacterized. NCBI's taxonomy places the organism in Eukaryota, Viridiplantae, Streptophyta, Magnoliopsida, Poales, Poaceae. The transcript is spliced from 7 exons. The coding region runs from base 13 to 1347 and encodes 444 amino acids. The record is from RefSeq and is a predicted model, not a curated record.